CCAGGUCCCGGAAGCGAAAGCUACUCCGCCUCUUCCGAGCCAGGUCGCGACCUUGAGGCCGGGAUCAGGUUUCCGAGCGAGCGUGUCGGGCCUCCCGGGGCUCUGAAGCCCCCUUUCUCGCCAUGGCUGCGGCCCGAAACCUGCGCACCGCGCUCAUAUUUAGCGGCUUCAUCUCCUUGGUCGGCGCCGCCUUCUACCCUAUCUACUUCCGGCCCCUCAUGAGGCUGGAGGAAUACCAGAAGGAGCAGGCUGUAAAUCGAGCUGGUAUUGUCCAGGAAGAUGUCCAGCCACCAGGGUUGAAAGUGUGGUCCGAUCCUUUUGGCAGGAAAUGAGGCUGUCAGUAAAUCUGAUGAGAAAAGUGAGCAUCUUCAUCCUGUGCACUCUGCAGUGGGGACAAUAGAUGGUUCACUGUGGCCACAUGGCUGGAGAGGGAACACUCAUGCUGCCAGCCAGAACCCUUAUGAUAGAGACUGUGUGCAAAGACAGUGCUUCCUCUAAGUCCCUGGAGAACCUGAACAGAUGACAUCAUUAGGAAGCCCUCAUGGCUCCAGUGACUUUGCAGGAGCAGAGCCAGCCUGCAGAGCUGUUGGUGGAAGAUCUGCUCCUCGUGCAGUCUUUAUCACUUCCAAGCUGUGAUGUGAACACAAGCAACCUGUGGGCGCAAGGGCCUCAGCUGCUUUGCCACCUUUGGAAUAAGCAGUUUCAAUGCAAAUGUCCAUGCCAAGCUGCCUUGCAGGAAUCUGAGAAUGUUCCAGUCGAUAAAGCUGUUUGAGGGCAGGAUCCUCGGCUCUGUUUAAGAAUACACUGCACAGCUUAACCAUCUCAUUGAAAUUCCCUGGGUUGGGAAGUAAAUAGAUAGGAAGCAAGUCACGCCAGACUGUACUACACACAGUAGAAUCAUGGGUGAGCCUGCUAACAGCAAGGCUUUGGGUAUUAAAAUGGUUUCUCUUUGC
Molecule: messenger RNA, 953 nt
Organism: Cricetulus griseus (Chinese hamster)
Lineage: Eukaryota; Metazoa; Chordata; Mammalia; Rodentia; Cricetidae
Source: RefSeq, a predicted model, not a curated record